AUGGCGAACCUCUUCCGUCGCAUCUACGACUGGCUGCUCCGCCUAUUCUGGGCGACUGAGAUGGACAUCACCAUGAUAGGACUGCAAAACGCUGGCAAGACGUCGCUGUUGAGGGUUCUGGCGGGCGGAGAGUUCACUGUUGACUCCAUCCCCACCGUUGGCUUCAACAUGAAGCGUGUGCAGAAAGGCCAUGUCACUUUGAAGUGUUGGGACCUGGGAGGCCAGCCUAGGUUUCGUUCCAUGUGGGAGCGGUACUGCCGCGGGGUAAAUGCCAUUGUGUACGUGUGGUUCAUCGUCGACUCGGCUGACAAAGAGGCCUUGCCCGUUGCUGGCGAGGAGCUCAAGCUGCUGCUGGAAAAGCCGGCUCUGGAGGGAAUCCCGCUCCUUGUCUUGGGCAACAAGUCGGACUUGCCUAACAAGCUUUCGGUGGAUGAGCUGAUUGAGGCGUUGGACCUCAAGUCAGUGUCGCACCGCGAAGUGAGCUGCUACGGCAUCAGCGCAAAGGAAGAGACGAAUCUGGACGCUGUGUUGCAGUGGCUGAUUGCUCGGGCCAGCAAAUGA
Bipolaris oryzae ATCC 44560 is the source of this 561-nucleotide messenger RNA. RefSeq lists its product as uncharacterized. Bases 1 to 561 code for a protein of 186 amino acids. NCBI's taxonomy places the organism in Eukaryota, Fungi, Ascomycota, Dothideomycetes, Pleosporales, Pleosporaceae. Gene Ontology annotation, molecular function: GTP binding; GTPase activity. The transcript has 6 exons. Gene Ontology annotation, cellular component: lysosomal membrane. Gene Ontology annotation, biological process: protein transport. The record is from RefSeq and is a predicted model, not a curated record.